Messenger RNA from Drosophila serrata, 761 nucleotides. RefSeq names its product under-developed (gene udd). NCBI's taxonomy places the organism in Eukaryota, Metazoa, Arthropoda, Insecta, Diptera, Drosophilidae. The record is from RefSeq and is a predicted model, not a curated record.
AUUUUUAUAAAACAUUGUUUAUCGUUAUCGCUGCUAAAGGAGAUGUUUUAAUUUGUUUAUUGAAAAGUUUUUUAUUUAAACGAUCUUUCUCCAAGUAGCACUGUCAAGAUGAAGGCAAAGAACGCUAACAACAAAAAGAAGCGGGCUAAGAGUUCGGAGAGGAAAGUAAAUGCAGCGAGCUAUCCGGCCAAAAGGAUUCCUAGCAAUGCCCUGAAGAGAACUCUCGAGAUCGCCACCAAUCCCAUUGACAACUUUUGGCUGAACAAGAACACAUCGUGCGUAUGCCCAAUAAACUACGAGCUAUACUUUGGCAAGAAGCGCUCCCCCACCAAUGAGAAGCUGCGCCUGGCCAGGAAUUGCCUGCUGCAGCGGGACUACAAGAACCUGGCCAAGCUGUUGGCCUCCAACCUUGCCGGGGACUCCGUCCUGCAGAGGGACUCGUAUUCUGUCUUCGCUGAAUACGCUGAACUACUCAAAAAGUUCACAAAACUCAAGUCAAAACUUGCCGACAAGGCCACUGGAAGUCAUCCGGAGUCUGCGGAAAGCUUAAAUUUAAACUCAGACUAAGACAUUUUAAGAAUUACAAUUUCACCUUCACUAUACUACAAUUAAAACAAGCUCUCGUAUUUUUGGUAAAAACACAACCUUAUAUAUGUGUAUAUUUAUUAAGCGUUAUGUUCUUCCUUUUAUUUUGACUUAAAUAUAAUAUCAAUAUGUUGUAAGGUUUUGCUAAAUAAAUACUGAAACGUGUUUACAAAAUA